Molecule: messenger RNA, 1674 nt
Organism: Lizanozyma spartinae
Lineage: Eukaryota; Fungi; Ascomycota; Pichiomycetes; Serinales; Debaryomycetaceae
Gene: PGM2
Product: phosphoglucomutase
Exons: 1
Coding region: 1-1674 (557 amino acids)
Biological process (GO): carbohydrate metabolic process
Cellular component (GO): cytosol
Molecular function (GO): phosphoglucomutase activity; magnesium ion binding
Source: RefSeq, a predicted model, not a curated record
AUGUCUGUAAGCAUCGAACUGGUAACCACUACACCCUUUUCUGAUCAGAAACCAGGGACCUCAGGACUUCGUAAGAAGGUUACUGUAUUCCAACAACAACACUAUACAGAGAACUUCAUCCAAGCUAUUCUCGAAGCCAUUCCAGAAGGUGUUGAAGGGUCUACGUUGGUAAUUGGAGGAGAUGGUCGUUAUUACAAUGAUGUUGUGAUUGGUAAGAUUAUAGAUAUUGCUGCUGGCAAUGGAGUUAGAAAGUUAAUUAUUGGUAAGGAUGGGAUUUUAUCAACCCCUGCUACUUCCCAUGUGAUUCGUAUCAAAGAGGCUACCGGAGGAAUCAUUUUAACUGCAUCUCAUAAUCCUGGUGGACCCAAGAAUGAUUUAGGUAUUAAGUAUAAUUUGGCCAAUGGAGGUCCUGCUCCUGAACUGGUAACCAAUAAGAUCUUUGAAGUUCUGAAACAAUUAACCAAUUACAAGGUGGCUAAGGGGUUACCAAAAUUUGAUAUUACCAAAGUUGGUGAUUUCAAACACGGCCCUUUGGAAAUUGAAGUCAUUGAUUCAACUGCUGAUUAUGUGACUAUGUUAAAGGAAAUUUUUGAUUUUGAUUUGAUUAAAUCUUUUAUUUCCAGUAACUCUGAUUUUAAACUACUUUUUGAUUCUCUUCAUGGUGUCACGGGUCCUUAUGGUGAAAAGAUAUUCAUUGAAGAAUUGGGAUUACCUCAAACCUCUAUUCAAAACCAACAAGCAUUACCUGAUUUUGGUGGGUUACAUCCCGAUCCUAACUUAACAUAUGCUCAUACAUUGGUUGAACGGGUGGAUAAGGAAAACAUUGCAUUUGGUGCAGCAUCUGAUGGUGAUGGAGAUCGGAAUAUGAUUUACGGAGCUGGAACAUUUGUUUCUCCCGGAGAUUCUGUUGCAAUCAUUGCUGAAUACGCAAAGGAAGCCAUUCCCUAUUUCCAAAAGCAAGGCGUUUAUGGCUUAGCACGUUCCAUGCCCACUUCUGCAGCAAUUGAUCUUGUGGCCAAAGAUAAAGGAUUGGAAUGUUAUGAAGUCCCCACUGGUUGGAAAUUCUUUUGUGCUUUAUUUGAUUCCAAUAAAAUGAGUAUUUGUGGUGAAGAAUCCUUCGGUACGGGUUCAAACCAUGUUAGAGAAAAGGAUGGUCUUUGGGCCAUCAUUGCUUGGUUAAAUGUAUUGGCUUAUUAUGCUAAAGAGCAUCCAGAUAGACCAGCUACAAUCAAUGAAAUCCAAACACAAUUUUGGAAUAAAUAUGGCCGGACAUUUUUCACUCGUUAUGAUUUUGAGAAUGUUUCAAGUGAAGGUGCUGGAGAAUUGGUUGAUUUAUUGGCUGACAUUGUUACCAAAGUUAAACCUGGUGAAGAUUUAGAUGGACGUCAAGUUAAAGAAGCUGCAAAUUUCAGUUAUACCGAUUUGGAUGGAAGUGUUUCCGCCAAUCAAGGAUUAUUCAUUAAAUUUUCCGAUGGCUUAAGAUUCGUGGUGCGUUUAUCCGGUACCGGAUCAAGUGGGGCAACUGUUCGGUUAUAUUUGGAAAAAUGGACUGAUGAUAAACUGACAUACACUGAAAAGGCUGACGAUUACUUAAGCAACGACAUUAAAUACGUUUUAAACUUGUUGAAGUUUAAACAAUUCUUGGAUCGUGACGAACCUGAUGUUAAGACGUGA